AUGGGCAUUCCGUGCGACGACAUCACAACAGCAAACCGGGUGGCGGCACACAACGAUCAACAUCAACUCAGUGGACCCUGGUCAAAUCUGACUUAUCCAUUAACCAGACGUGUUGCUUCUAAGGACAUAUCAAACCAUUUUGGCAUUCAUGAACGAAGACGGCAAGAUUUAACAAGAAGCAGCUUUGACUCAUUUAUCAGUGGACAGUGGGACGAAGAACCAUCUUUCCAGCGUGUACAAGCAUCUACUCCGUUAAUUCCUUUUGCUCUGGACCUUUCACUAGAUGGAUAUUCCAAUGAUGAUAAGCCGUUGGAUUUAAAAGUUGUCAAAUCACCCACAAUCAAAUUACGCGAUCAAAAUCCAAACCCAAUAGUGAUUGAUUUGAGAAAGCAGAAUACUGCGAGCCGCAGUACAGAAGAUAUUAGAAAUGCUACAAGUGUCCCGAUUCACACUGUAGGUUCAAACGAUUUUAACUAUGAAGGAGAUUAUACAGAUGAUGAAAAUGAUCCAGACUGGUUGCCUGACGGUGAUGCUACAUUGUUAAAUGAAUUUUCAAUUUACGAAUAUUUUGAAAAAUUCAAGAAUGAUAAUUUAUCUGAUGUGGAUACACAAACAUUUGAUGAUGAAGUUGAAGAUACAAUGCGUGAUGAUCUAACAACAAAAGAUAAACUGCUACCAAAGGAGAGUAAAUCUAAUUUGCGGACGAAGAACAAAAAACUUCAAAUAAAGGGGCUUCAGUAUACAAAAGGUGAUGGAACUGUUGUCCGAGCAAGGUGAGUACAACUACCCUGAAGUUGUAGGAUGCGAUGCUAUGAAAAAUUCUCUGGAACCGUUCGUAAGAGUUUAUUAGGUGGCCUUCUAGAACUGACUCAAUCGGGACAAAACCAAUUUCUAACAAAACGAUCCGACCAAAGGUUGGCAUUUCAAAUAUUUGUUCUUAUUUCACGGCGUAGUUGGUCCAGGAUCUAUAAGCUACCAGGUGUGGGAGGCGCAGUAAAAGUUUGCAAGCAUAUGUUCUUGUCUACGUUUGACCUUAAAGAACGUAAAGUUCGUGUUAUGGCCGAUAAGCUAAUUCUUGGUAGAGGAAUUGCUGAAGAUGAUAUGCGGAAGGACAAUCACACGGGAGAACAAAUUGACCCUGAACAUGCUGAUUACAUAAUUGAGCAUAUUAAGACAUUUCCAACCGAAGAAAGUCAUUACAGCCGCGAAAAGUCAUCAUGUCUGUAUUUAUCUUCCGAUUUAACGAUUAAUCGGAUGUACGAACUUUAUCGAAACCUGUGUGACCUAAAAAACAUUAUCCCAGUUCAUUAUAACACAUAUAGAAUUGCCUUUAACUCCUUGAAUAUUAAGUUUCGGAAGCCUAGAAUUGAUACCUGCAACACCUGCGAUAUGUUCAAAGUGGAGUUGCAAAUAGAGAAGGACAACAUGAAACGAGCAGAAAUAGUUACUCAUAAUAUUCAACCUCUGCUGUCGGACUCUAAGCUGCAUAGCUUUCUUGUUCGCUGUUCGCAGAGCUGGGAAACGUCUGCCGACAGCCGUCAACCGUCGGAUCAACAAUCCAUAUUUCAAGCUUGA
Wyeomyia smithii (pitcher-plant mosquito) is the source of this 1575-nucleotide messenger RNA. RefSeq lists its product as uncharacterized. Lineage: Eukaryota; Metazoa; Arthropoda; Insecta; Diptera; Culicidae. The transcript has 5 exons. The record is from RefSeq and is a predicted model, not a curated record.